Platichthys flesus (European flounder) is the source of this 1886-nucleotide messenger RNA. RefSeq names its product nuclear autoantigenic sperm protein (histone-binding) (gene nasp). The transcript is spliced from 15 exons. Gene Ontology annotation, biological process: DNA replication-dependent chromatin assembly; CENP-A containing chromatin assembly. The record is from RefSeq and is a predicted model, not a curated record. Gene Ontology annotation, molecular function: histone binding. The coding region runs from base 113 to 1723 and encodes 536 amino acids. Gene Ontology annotation, cellular component: nucleoplasm. Lineage: Eukaryota; Metazoa; Chordata; Actinopteri; Pleuronectiformes; Pleuronectidae.
GCCUUCACUUCCUGUAUUUAAGCGCGGCAACAAAGAGCCUCACUUAGCAUCCGAGCCUCCUCCUCAGCUCCUGUUCUCCUCGCGCCUCCGUCUGUACUGUCGACCCGAGAAGAUGCCGGAGGAAACCACCGCCGCGUCCAGCUCCGCGAGCGCGGACGAGAAGCCAUGUUCUUCAUCAUCUUCAUCCGCUGCAGCUGCAGACAGCUCUGUCGACGUCAUGGACGAGGCCAAGAAGCUGAUCGGCACAGGGAACAGACAUCUAGUGAUGGGAGAUGUCGUUUCUGCGGUCAGUGUGUUCCAGGACGCCUGCAGCAUGCUGGCUGCAAAGUACGGAGACACUGCAGAUGAGUGUGGCGAGGCCUUCUUCCUUUGUGGGAAGUCCCUGCUGGAGCUCGCCAGGAUGGAGAACAGUGUCCUUGGCAAUGCCCUGGAGGGAGUCCCAGAGGAGUCUGAGGAAGACGAGCAGCCCAGCAACUCAAACAUUGAGAGCGCCACCAAUCUCGAUGAGAAAACUAGAGAUGAGCUGCGAGUGCAGGUGUAUGACGCAAUGGCCGAGAAGGAAAAGACUGAGGCCGUUGACACUAAUGUCAAAAAAGAAAAUGCUGUGGAAAAGUCCCCUGUCAAACCAGUGACUGGAUCAGCGAGCGGGGACAAGCAGAGCUCUGUUAAUGGAGUUGAGAAGACAAACGGUGUGGGAGAACAUUCAAAUGGGUCUCCUGGAAAUGACCCUGUGACUGAGAAAAAGGUGGAAACCGUUAAAGAGCAGAAUGGAAAUGAGAAACCUGAGGAUGAGGAGUCCAAGCCAGAGGCUGAACAAGAUGAAGAGGAGGCAGAGGAUGAUGAUGAUGAUGACGAGGAUGAAGACGACGAUGAUGAAGAUGGAGAGAAAAAUGGACAAGAUAAAGAAGAGGAGGAAGUUGGGAAUUUGCAGUUGGCCUGGGAGAUGCUGGAAGUGGCCAAAUUCAUCUAUAAGAGGAAGGAGAGCAAAGAUGAACAGCUGAUGGCAGCACAGACGCACCUGAAACUCGGAGAAGUCAGCGCUGAAUCAGGCAACUACCCUCAGGCACUAGAGGACUUCCAGGAGUGUCUCACCCUGCAGCUGAAGCACUUACCUUCCCACAGCCGCCUGCUGGCUGAGACCCACUACCACGUCGCCACCACACUGUGCUACAUGGACCAGUACAGCCAGGCCAUCCAGCACUACAACAGCUCCAUUAAAGUCAUUGAGGCUCGUCUGGCCAUGUUGCAGAAGGCGAUCGACAAAGCGACGGGAGCAGAUGUAGCAGCGGAAGAGAAGACCGAGAUGGAGGAGCUGAAGCAGCUUCUGCCUGACAUCAAGGAGAAGGUGGAGGAUGCCAAGGAGAGCCAGAGAACAGUUGCCACCGCCAUCCAGCAGACACUAGGCGGUGCUUCAACCUCCUCAGCAUUCUGUGAAAACGGUGGCCCUUCAUCCUCCACAGCAUUUCCCACUGCCAGCAAGAUUCCAGUGAAAUCAGCUGACGGCGCCUCAUCCUCAAAAGUGUCAAACAUCUCCCACCUCGUCAGGAAGAAGAGGAAACCAGAGGAGGAGAGCCCAGUAAAGGACACUGACGCUAAGCAAGCGAAACAGGAAGCCACAGUUAAUGGCAGCGCCGACUCUAGUGCCAGCAACGGCAACGGAGUCAAGGAGGGAAAAUCCCAGGAGCCUUCCAACAAGUCGGACUCUGUCCAGUCUAGAGCGUGACGACCCGAGUCUCUCUCCUGAACCUGAGAACCAGCACAGCAUGCCUGUCCCCCCCCCACACCUUCAGCAUUUUGUUUCUGUAAAUAAGAUCAUUUUCAUAGAUUUGUGUGUCCAGUUUUGUAUACUUGUAGUAAAAAAUGAAAUAAAGAAUUUGCAGAUGUAA